CAGACACUUUCAUCGGGUCAUGGUUAAAGGAGUGUCUACCAAGUGUCUACCACAAAAUGGAUGGGUAUAAGGCAAAUGAUUGCCUGGAGAUGAAUAACACCCUGUCAAAGUAUUACCUUUCUACCAUGUAUACUAUUGAGUUCAUUUUUGGCAUCAUUGGAAAUAGCAUUGUCGUCUUUGGCUACAUCUUCUGCCUGAAAGUUUGGAAAAGUGGCAAUAUUUACCUGUUUAACUUAUCAUUAUCAGACUUUGCAUUUCUAUGUACACUUCCAAUGUUGGUGACAAGCUACUGCAAAGGAGAGUGGACAUAUGGGGAUGUUUUGUGCCGAAGCAACAGGUUCCUCCUGCAUGUAAACCUAUACACAAGCAUCCUUUUUCUCACCUUUAUCAGCAUUGAUCGUUAUAUGCUCAUUCAAUAUCCCUUCAGAGAUCAUUUUCUACAGAAAAAGAAGAUAGCUGUUGUUUUAUCUGUUGCCGUAUGGAUUCUGGUUACACUUGAACUGGUGCCAAUAUUCACCUUCAUAAAAACUGAUGUCAGUGAUAACCAAUGUAGAGAUUAUGCAAGUUCUGGAGAAGCAGAAAGGAACUUGAUCUAUAGUAUGUGCCUGACGUUUUUGGGGUUUGUAAUCCCUCUGUGUGUUAUGUGCUUUUUUUACCUGAAGAUGGUUCGCUUUCUUAAGAACCGUAGUGAGCAGUUCACAGCUGCUCAGCCACUUGAGAAACCUCUUUCUCUAGUCAUCAUAGCACUGGUUAUCUUUUUACUCCUCUUUACUCCAUACCACAUAAUGCGCAAUGUGAGGAUUGCCUCUCAAAUGAAAUCCUGGAAUCAAACCCAGUGCACAAAGAACAUCAUCCACGCCAUUUAUAUUAUCACACGGCCUAUUGCCUUUUUAAAUAGUGUCAUUAAUCCUGUCUUUUAUUUCCUCAUGGGUGAUCACUUUCGGGAAAUGCUGAUGACUAAAGUAAGACAACUCUUAAAAAGGAUAACACCCACAGCAAAUGAGGUGAUGACAAAGCACUCUGACACAGAAACACCCUGAGGAAUAAAGGUCCCUGGUUGAUGGAACAGCUUUUACUGCUAUAUAUUGAGGCUUUAUGUAGAUAGCUUCAUUUAGGGUUGGCUAGUACAUGAAAUGAAGCCAUUACUUACCAACGGCAUAAUAAACCUGAUCUUACUAUCUUUAUUCAGGCAAAAUUCUCACUGGCUUCAAUAGCUGGUUGUAAUUAUAACAG
Molecule: messenger RNA, 1233 nt
Organism: Pelodiscus sinensis (Chinese soft-shelled turtle)
Lineage: Eukaryota; Metazoa; Chordata; Testudines; Trionychidae
Gene: SUCNR1
Product: succinate receptor 1
Biological process (GO): G protein-coupled receptor signaling pathway
Cellular component (GO): plasma membrane
Molecular function (GO): G protein-coupled receptor activity
Source: RefSeq, a predicted model, not a curated record